Molecule: messenger RNA, 1341 nt
Organism: Galeopterus variegatus (Sunda flying lemur)
Lineage: Eukaryota; Metazoa; Chordata; Mammalia; Dermoptera; Cynocephalidae
Gene: LMO2
Product: LIM domain only 2 (rhombotin-like 1)
Exons: 3
Coding region: 95-571 (158 amino acids)
Biological process (GO): positive regulation of transcription by RNA polymerase II
Cellular component (GO): nucleus
Molecular function (GO): DNA-binding transcription factor binding; transcription coactivator activity
Source: RefSeq, a predicted model, not a curated record
AGCACCCGAGGGGGUCCGAGCCCCGGCAGCAGCCGGCCAGCCCCGCGCCACAAAGGGAGCGCCCCCGCCGCCCGGCACGCCGCCUCCCUCCCCAAUGUCCUCGGCCAUCGAAAGGAAGAGCCUGGACCCGUCUGAGGAACCAGUGGAUGAGGUGCUGCAGAUCCCCCCGUCCCUGCUGACAUGCGGUGGCUGCCAGCAGAACAUCGGGGACCGCUACUUCCUGAAGGCCAUCGACCAGUACUGGCACGAAGACUGCCUCAGCUGUGACCUGUGUGGGUGCCGGCUGGGCGAGGUGGGGCGGCGCCUCUACUACAAGCUGGGCCGGAAGCUGUGCCGGAGAGACUAUCUCAGGCUUUUUGGCCAAGAUGGUCUCUGCGCAUCCUGUGACAAGCGGAUCCGUGCCUAUGAGAUGACGAUGAGGGUGAAAGACAAAGUGUAUCACCUGGAAUGUUUUAAAUGUGCCGCCUGUCAGAAGCACUUCUGUGUAGGCGACAGAUACCUCCUCAUCAACUCCGACAUAGUGUGCGAACAGGACAUCUACGAGUGGACUAAGAUCAAUGGAAUGAUAUAGGCCAGAGUCCCUGGGCACUGAAGAUACUGUCCCCAUGGGGUCUUCACUCUUAAGCACUUUGGGGAUUUGUGGGUGGGGUGAGGCAUUUCUUAGGUGAUGGUAGAUCUUAUUGGGCACCAAGACAUAGCAUCCAAGUGACAUAAUGCCAGGGCCAAGACUUCAGUGUGACGAAAGAGCCAGCCCUUAGGGAGAACUUUUGGCCACAGCCUAUCCGUAGUAACUGACAUGAUUAGCAGAAGAAAGGAACAUUUGGGGGCAAACAGGCACUGUGCUGUCGUGAUGGAAUUCCCCAUCUACAGAUAGGGAGUUGUCAUGUAAAGACUUGUUAUGACUUUGACACUUGCAAACAAGAUCUGUGCAAUCGAUUUCUUUUCUUCCUUCCUUCUGUAACAGUCCUGUUCCAAUCACUUUCCUCCAUAUAAAGGGAAGGACAGAGAGGAGAGUGGCCAUCUUUUUUUUCUUGGCCACCUUCCCAAGGCCUUAAGCUUUGGACCCAAGGGAAACAGCAUAGAGACACAUAUCAGUUGACAAUGGAAAUGGCAACCUUUAACCCAACAAUUAUUUAAAGCAAUGCGGAUGAAUCACAGUUUUUAGACACCCUUUUGAAGUGAGAAGUUCCACAGAUUGUUUCUAUACAAAUGUAAAUCUAAGAAAAAAAAAGUUGUUCCACUAUUUUAUUAUCUUAGAAAAUAUCAAAGUAUUUGUUGUGUGUAGUUAAAAAAAAAAAGAAACCCCAACUCUGCAGACUUAAUAAAAAUGACAAACUAAAA